Neoarthrinium moseri is the source of this 1395-nucleotide messenger RNA. RefSeq lists its product as uncharacterized. NCBI's taxonomy places the organism in Eukaryota, Fungi, Ascomycota, Sordariomycetes, Amphisphaeriales, Apiosporaceae. Gene Ontology annotation, cellular component: fungal-type vacuole membrane. The record is from RefSeq and is a predicted model, not a curated record. Gene Ontology annotation, molecular function: transmembrane transporter activity. Bases 1 to 1395 code for a protein of 464 amino acids. Gene Ontology annotation, biological process: transmembrane transport. The transcript has 2 exons.
AUGUCUCAAGGCACAGUGGAAGGUGAGCGCAUAGCUCUGCACGAUCAUGCGGGCGAGAGCGCUGUAGAGCACGGGCUGCGUCACGGCCAUGUCGAAGACGAAACCCUCGAGUCGGAUACGGCAACCCAGCUAGAGUCGCGAUGGAAGAGAACCAGCGUCCUCGUGGGCUCAGCGGUGCUGCAGCUGCCAAUUUGGGGCUUCGCCAUGAGCUACGGUGUCUUCCAGGAAUACUACUUCACCAACUGGACGCUACAGGGGAGCCGGGACCUGACUGGCAUAAUCGGCACGACGGCCAAUGGCGUCACAUACCUCUCGAUGCCUUUUCUCUUUGCUCUGUUCACGAGGCGUUUAGCCCAUCGGCGCCAGACGGCGGCAAUGUGUGGUGCGUUGCUUACGGCACUCAGUUUCCUGCUGUCUUCGCUUAGCACCCACGUCUGGCAUCUAGUGGCCACCCAAGGAGUCAUGGCGGCUUUCGGAAGCGCGCUGAUGUAUAGCCCGACUACGCUGUCGCUGGGCGAAUGGUACAGUACUAGCAAUCGGGCAUUGGCGUACGGUGUAACACUGUCCUGCAAGAACAUAGUGGGAUCUGCAUCCCCCUUUUUACUGCGGGUAUUGCUGGAUCGCUAUGGCUUCAGGAUGGCGUUACGGGUUCUGACGGCCAUUGUAGCCGUCACCAGUAUCCCGGCUGUCUUUUUGAUACCAACCCACCCGUCGAGUGUGUCUCCUAAUGCGUUCAGGACUAGAAAGAUUCCCUGGGAAUUCCUCAAGCACCGCACAUUCUGCGUAUACAGCGUUGCCAUCAUACUGCAGAGUUCUGGCUAUGGCAUCCCGCAAACAUAUCUCAAUACUUACGCCUCCGAAGUCACCAUGCUGUCUCAGACCUCUGCGACACUGCUGCUCACGCUGUUCAACAUUCCCGGCAUCAUGUCUUCGUCAUUCUUCGGGUAUCUGAGCGACAACAAGCGCUACCCCAUGUCGGCGACGACUGUGACUGCUAUAUCUGCUGUCAGCUCAGCCUUGUCAGCUUUCCUCUUCUGGGGGCUGACCUCUCCCGGCAGUAUGGCACUGUUGGUCUUGUUCUCUGUGACAUUCGGUUUCUUCGCCGGAGGCUACAGCGCCACGUGGGGCGGUGUCAUCAAUGAGAUGGCAUCAGAAGCUGUAAAGCACAACGAAGCUAUUGACACCGGCAUGGUGUAUGGCUUAUUGAACGGCGCUAGGGGAAUUGGAUACGUUGUUGGUGGUCUUGCCGGCGUCCCACUUCUCAGUGCUGGCAGCAAUGGCGCAAUAGGCAACUUCGGGUAUGGUACCACAUACGGACCCUUGAUCAUAUUCACUGGGCUCUCCUCGGUCUUCGGUGGCUGGGGACUUCUGUGGAAGUGGAAGCGACUCGUGUAG